AUGACUUCCAAGACUUUGUUUCUAUUCUGUGCUCAAGUAAUUCUUAUUCAGUCAAUUUCUGGAUACUGCAUUAAUAGUGCAUGGUCUAAUGGCAUUGCCGGGGACGUGGCCUGGGCUGGUCAGGGAUACGAAGCUCCUUUGAUGGCUGCCCCAUGUGCCGGACCUAUUCCGUUCCUGGGGGCUUACGAUCUUGCAGCUAUCCCUUCAUCAUACGGCGGUGGAUUUGUCAUCUCAAGCGCCUCACCUAUCCCACCUUACGGCGUCUCUUUGAUGUCAGAAAACGCAAUUGAUGGUCUCCUUGUGGUUGGUGGUGAGCUACCAUUCUUAGGUACCGUUGGCCUGGAAGGAGCUUUACCCACUGCUGGCACUGGUACUAUUUCUUACGGCUGUGGUAAUGGAAACGUGGGUAUGAUGCGUGAAGAUGUCAUGCCGAUGGCCGCUGGUAUGGGAUGGGCUGGCCCCUAUGCUCCAAUGGGCAACGGUUACGGAUAUGCCAAUUGGGGUGCGCCCGCCAUUGAAGUUACAUUGACGAAAGUUAUAAUUGUAACUUACGUGAGCCAAAAAGGCCUGAAGGCAGAAGAGAAGGACGGUCUUAGCAGACAUGUUGAUGUAUGUAUGAUACUGUACUGA
This is a messenger RNA of Papilio polytes (common Mormon), 630 nucleotides long. RefSeq names its product chorion class B protein PC10-like. Gene Ontology annotation, cellular component: egg chorion. The transcript has 3 exons. Gene Ontology annotation, biological process: multicellular organism development; chorion-containing eggshell formation. Lineage: Eukaryota; Metazoa; Arthropoda; Insecta; Lepidoptera; Papilionidae. The record is from RefSeq and is a predicted model, not a curated record. The coding region runs from base 1 to 630 and encodes 209 amino acids. Gene Ontology annotation, molecular function: structural constituent of egg chorion.